AAAAUCCUUAAUUUUACCACAUUCUGUUGUCCAGUUCUCCUCUCGUAGCAGCUUGUUACCAAACUCCAAAUCAAUGGCAGCAAGUAGUUCUUCUGGACAAGGUGCCAACAAGGUAAAUAAGCUGGUGACCAUCCUGAGCAUCGAUGGCGGCGGCGUGAGAGGGAUCAUCCCGGCCACCAUCCUCGCCUUCCUUGAGAAAGAGCUUCAGAAACUGGACGGGGCGGACGCUAGGAUCGCGGACUACUUCGACGUCAUCGCCGGCACGAGCACCGGCGGCCUUUUGACGGUGAUGCUCGCGGCGCCAAACAAGGAUGGGAGGCCGCUGUUCAACGCCGAGAAUCUGGCACAGUUCUACAUCAACGAGUCGCCCAAGAUCUUCCCACAGAAAGAUUCCAUUUUCUCCAAGAUCGGCACAGCUCUGGGGAUGGUGACCGGGCCCAAGUACAAUGGCAAGUACCUCCAAUCGCUGCUCCGUGAGCGCCUCGGCGAGACGAGGCUGGACGGGGCUCUCACCAGCCUGGUCAUCCCAACCUUCGACAUCGCCCACCUGCAACCCACAAUUUUCUCUAGCUUCCAGUUGAAGAACCAGCCCACGAAGAACGCGCUCCUAUCAGACAUCACGAUCAGCACCUCCGCCGCGCCCACCUUCUUCCCAGCGCACUACUUCGAGACUGAUGACGGCAAUGGCGGCACGAGGGCCUUCAACCUCAUCGACGGCGGUGUCGCUGCCAACAAUCCGACGCUAUGCGCAAUGAGCCAAGUGGCGGAGGAUAUCAUCGUGGCCGGGAACGGUGACUUGCUUGGUAUGUCGUACAUGGUCAUCUCCAUUGGCUGCGGGACAUCGUCGAACCCGAAAGGCAAGUACAGCGCGAAGGACGCCGCCAAAUGGGGCAUCCUCAACUGGAUCCUCAAGGGAGGCACCGUCCCCAUCCUCGACAUGUUCAGCGCAUCUAGCGGCGACAUGGUCGACAUCCACCUCUCUGUCCUCUCCGCCGCCCUCGGCUCGUCCCACCAAUACCUACGCAUCCAGUAUGAUCAACUGAGCGGAAGCGCGGGCUCGAUCGACGACUGCUCCAAAGCUAACUUGAAUAAGCUAGUGGAGAUUGGUAAUGAGCUUCUCGGGAAGAAGGUAUCCCAAGUGGAUCUGGAGACCGGCCGGAACGUGGAGGUGCCCGGCGGGGGCACCAAUGCAGAGCAGCUAGCCGAGUAUGCUAAGCAACUCUCAAACGAGCGGCGCCGUCGGAGCACCAGUGUCAGUGUGUUGUAGAUGAACUAGCUAGUGUGUUACAUUUUCGUUCGUUUAAACUUAUGCGUUCAUGUUUUGCAGUAUGUGUAGCUGCUCGUAUCGUAAAUCCUUGUGGUGCUCUAAUAUUGUAUGCUCUUGUACAAGGAAGAAUAAACGUGUUAUGUUGUUUAUGUA
Hordeum vulgare subsp. vulgare (domesticated barley) is the source of this 1420-nucleotide messenger RNA. Its product is annotated as patatin-like protein 2. The coding region runs from base 74 to 1267 and encodes 397 amino acids. Gene Ontology annotation, biological process: lipid metabolic process. The record is from RefSeq and is a predicted model, not a curated record. The transcript has 6 exons. Lineage: Eukaryota; Viridiplantae; Streptophyta; Magnoliopsida; Poales; Poaceae. Gene Ontology annotation, molecular function: glycerophospholipase activity; monoacylglycerol lipase activity.